Messenger RNA from Calypte anna (Anna's hummingbird), 6052 nucleotides. RefSeq names its product PDZ domain containing 8 (gene PDZD8). Lineage: Eukaryota; Metazoa; Chordata; Aves; Apodiformes; Trochilidae. Gene Ontology annotation, biological process: mitochondrial calcium ion homeostasis. The transcript has 5 exons. Gene Ontology annotation, molecular function: protein binding; lipid binding. Bases 68 to 3556 code for a protein of 1162 amino acids. The record is from RefSeq and is a predicted model, not a curated record. Gene Ontology annotation, cellular component: mitochondria-associated endoplasmic reticulum membrane contact site.
CCCGCCAUGGCGGCGGCGCGGUGAGGGCGGACGCGCUCCGGGCGCGGCGUCGGGGAGCGCGGCGAGGAUGCUGCUGGUCUAUGUGAUCCUGCUCUCGGCGCUGGCCGGCUGCUUCCUCACGCUCUUGUUCCAGCUCUUGCUUCUCUACAGGAAGAAACCGGAGCUUUCCGCGGACGCCGGAGCUUUCGACGGUCUCGUCUACGCUCGAGUCUCGCCUAGCCACAGCCUCAAGGAUUACUUCCAGGGUUCGGAGCCGCCCGGCAGUCAGGCGUCUCCUGAUCCGGCUCCCGGACCGGGCCCGGCCUCGGCACCGGCAGCCGGCGCUGCUCCCGCCGCCGCCGCCGCAGCCGCCCCGGGCCCGGAGCCCGGUGCCAAGCAGCAGCCGGAGCCCCCUCCGACCCCCUCCUCCAGCGAGGAGACGUGCCACUUCCUCAAUGCCAUCUUCCUUUUCCUCUUCAGGGAGCUCAGGGACACAGCCCUGGUCAGGAACUGGGUCACCAAGAAGAUCAAGGUGGAGUUCGAGGAGCUGCUGCAGGCCAAGAUGACGGGAAAGGUGCUGGAGGGGCUGAGCCUCCGGGACGUCUCUCUCGGCAGCGUCCUGCCCGUCUUCAAAUCGGUGAAACUCAUCCGGCCGGUGGUCUGCAACGAAGAGGGCUGCCCCGAGGAGCUGAGCUUUGAGGUAGAGCUGGAGUACAACGGUGGCUUCCACUUGGCCAUCGAUGCCGACCUGGUCUUUGGGAAGUCCGCCUACCUCUUUGUCAAGAUCUCCCGGGUGAUGGGGAAGCUGAAGUUGGUCUUCACACGCCUGCCCUUCACGCACUGGUCCUUCUCUUUUAUGGAAGAUCCCGUGAUACUCUUUGAAGUGAAGUCUCAGUUCGAAGGGAGGCCCAUGCCUCAGCUCACUUCCAUCAUCGUGAACCAGUUCAAGAAAGUUAUAAAGCGCAAGCACACCUUACCCAAUUACAAAAUCAGGUUCAAGCCAUUUUUUCCAUUUCAAGUAAUGCCCCCUGAUGACUACGAAGAUCGAGACUUAAGUAUCCAGGAUAUUCUGUUGACAGAAGGUCGACUAAAAGUCACAUUAAUGGAAUGUACAAGGUUAUUUAUGUUUGGAUCCUAUGAAAGAGAAACAAAUGUUCAUUGCACAAUGGAGCUGAGCAGUAAUGUUUGGGAAGAGAAAUCAAGAAGUUCUAUUAAAACGGCAGAACUGGUGAAAGGGAACCUGCAAAGUGUUGGGCUCACACUCCGCCUUGUGCAGUCCAAGGAAGAGGAUGCAGGCCAUGUGGUCAUUGAAACUGUGACUCCAAACUCACCUGCUGCAGCUGCUGAUCUACAGAGGGGAGACAGACUUCUGGCAAUUGGCAGUGUCAAAAUCACAUCAACUGUGCAAGUGUUGAAGCUCAUUAGACAGGCUGGGGACAGAGUUCUAGUCUUUUAUGAAAGGCCUGUUGGGUAUAAUCAGCAUGGCUCAGCACUGCAGGAUGGAUUUGGGCAGCUGGAAGACACAGCUUUCUUGACACAGACAGAAGAUGAUCAGUCUAGUUUGUCAGCUGAUGUGGAUAGCAGGGAUUUUGAUUCAGAAUUUGAGGACUUAGCUUGUGAAUCACCUGACCAAAAAGAAGAACUGCCAACAGCUGUGAGUCCCAAACGUUCAGUUGUGAUACUUGCUGCUAAACCACUUGGAACCAUAUCACCCAUCCUGAAUCGAAAACUACAUUUAGGAAGUUAUCAGACAACAUCAAAAACACAACAGAAAGAUGGAGGUAAAGUGGCAACACCCAAAACUGUUGAGAGUUCAGAUGCACCACAGCAAUCGGGUAAACAAUCCCAAGGAGCCAGUACUAAGCCUCCUGUGCCCCCUAGGCCACAAAGUAAGCCUGUUUUGCCUACUGGUGAAACUCAGAAUGUGUUAGAAAGUGGAAAUGCAUCUUCUGAAAAACCAGAAAGGCCACCUCCACCUACAAAUAACGGAGAGAAAUGUACAGAGAAGGUAGUAAAGAAUAAUGAUCAAAUAGAAGACCCGACAGUAUCAAAAGUAAUAGCAGCACCAAAACAAGAUACAUUGAAAGAUGGACUUCCAGAAAAUACACGUAGUUCCAAAGAUAGUGUAGAUGAUCAUCAACCAUGGGAAUCACCAGAAAUCCCUUACAGAGUCCGGCAAGGCCGAUGGCCAAGGACAAGAACAUCCUCUUGUCUGUUUGAAGUAGAAGGAUACCAUAAGUACCUUAAUGUUGCACUGUGGUGCAGAGACCCUUUCAAAGCAGGUGGGUUCAUCUGCUUAGGAUAUGCAAGCAUAAAACUUGAAGAAAUUGCUUUAGAUUGUAUAGCUACAUCCUCAAUGGAAUAUAUUAGAACAUUUAGACUGAAUGCUCCUACACCUAAAGCAGCAGUCACUAGGACAGCCUUGCGGAAUUUGACGACCCAUAAGGGAUUCAAUGAAAAAUUUUGUUAUGGAGAUGUAACUUUACACUUCAAAUAUUUAAAAGAAGGUGAAAUUGAUGAGCCAAACUCUCUCCUGGAGAAAGAAAGGGAAUCUCACUUGGAAGAAGAAGCUCGGACACUUGAGAAAGAGGAACCUUACUUGGGACAAGUUGUAACGGAGAACAAGCAUAACUUUCAAGAUACUCAGUUUCAGAAUCCAACUUGGUGUGAUUACUGCAAAAAGAAAGUAUGGACUAAAGCAGCUUCACAGUGCAUGCUCUGUGCUUACGUUUGCCAUAAAAAAUGUCAAGAAAAAUGCCUGACUGAGAUGCCCUUUUGUGCAGGAGCUGAAAAGCGACUCGAUCGAACUGCGGGAGGUUUUAGAACAGAAGGGCAGGAAGUUCCCCAGGCUGUGGCCUCUCGUGUUGAUUCAGAAUCUAAAUCUGGUAACAGAACCACAGGUUUGACCAGGCACAUCAUCAAUACAAGCACCCGCUUGCUAAACCUUCGCCCAGUCCCCAAAACUCGCCUGACUGAACCAGGGACAGAGGUGGUGGAACCAUCACCAAAGCACACCCCAAACACUUCUGACAACGAGAGCAGUGACACUGAGAUCAGUGGGCCAAGUAGUCCCUCAAAACGUGCAGGGGGCACGGGGAUAAAGCUGGUGAGGAAGGAGGGGGGUCUGGAUGACAGCGUCUUCAUCGCCGUUAAAGAAAUCGGACGUGACCUCUACAGAAGUUUACCCACUGAGGAGCGUUUCCAGAAAUUAGAAUUUAUGCUGGAUAAGCUGCAGAACGAAAUAGACCAGGAGCUGGAAAACAAUAAUUCGCUCGUGAAAGAAGAAAAAGAGACAACGGAGGCAAGGAAAAAAGCCCUGAUUUCUGCUGCGCUGGCGAAGUCGGGUGAAAGACUGCAGGCCCUUACCCUGCUGAUGAUCCACUACAGGGCAGGAAUUGAGGAUCUAGAGUCUCUGGAGAACAUGUCACUAGAGAGACAGGCCAAAAAAGGGACUAAAGAUUCCGAGGAACCCAGUAUAGCAGAAGAAUUGGAUAACGAAGAUCUCAGUCUGACGGAGGCUCCGACAUUCAGCAUCACGUCGGAGGAAGCAGUGGAUCCCCCUCAAUCAGUAGACUGAUCUUUACCAUCUUUAGCCUUUGAAGGAAUGAACUGAAAGAAUACUUUGCACUUACUUACAAACACACACAAAUGAAAUUAAAACACUGGUAUGAUGCAUACGGCCAGCUUCUCCACGGUUAUUUGCCUGUGUAAGAGUACAGCUGAGAAUGGUUCUUCUCCAGCUACAGCACCAUCAUUUUAUUAAACUGGCUGGUUAAAGCUUCAUUUUGGGGUUUAUAUCAGAAAUUUAUUUUUAAUAACUUAUUUUUAUUGUUUUCUAAUUAUGUCACCUUACCAUUUCACAUUAUUGUGUGUGGUGUCCCUAAGGUAUUACUUCCCCCCCCACCCCCCAUUUUUUUUUCUUUGUUUUGUUUUUCUGUUUGUUGUUUUUGGUUUGUUUUUUUUUUCCUUUUUUUUCUUUUUUUUUUUUUUUUUUUUUUUGAGCUGGUGUUUUCAACAGGAAACCAGCAGGAUUUUCAGAAUGUUUAGUUACCAUUGUAUGAUGAAAAAAAAAAUUAUAAGCUUGUUGCAUGCUUAAGCUGAUAACUGACACAGAAGUCACUGAGGGACCAGGCUUUAAAACAUUGAUCACAGUUAUUGUAUGUCUGCUAGGUAGUUGUGUAUUUGUUGCCAAACAUAUCGUGAAAGCAAACAAAAAGGUCUUUCAUUUUAUCUGUUAUUAAUAUUUACUGAAGUUAAUGUUGCAUAUCAUUUGUUUUUCAUAUUUUUGUUAAAUACAAGAACUUUUCAUAGUUUGUAAUUUACAUGAAUUGUAGUAAUGCUAUGGUAAAGAAAAUUCUCCUUAGAGCUUUGGGCUAUUGUAUCCUGAUGGAAUAAUACAAGAUACAAAAGUACAAACCAGUAGCUCAUAAGAAUUCAGCUGGGAGUAUCUUUGAGAUAAGAGGCUGGUUGCUUUCCAGAACAAUAUUCUAUGUUUAAGUGUUGUUGUAUUAUUAUCUGGUGACCUGAUAAAGGAAAAUUGUUCUUCACAAGAGCUGGAGGCUUCAUUGAAUUCUAUGAAAAAGCAUAUAAUGACAGUUUAAGUAAUUAAAAAAAAAAAAAUUAAAAAAAAAUUGCUGCAGUCUUGUAUCAUUUCAGAAAGCUUAAGGUACAAAAUACUUUACAAAAUAGGUAAAUGUGUUCUCUCAAAACUUCUGAGUAAUCACAUAGUGGUUAAUUGCAUUCAGCUUCUCAAACAGAAGAAUCACCAUUGUCAGAAAAAUGUCCUAUAGUGUAUAUAACAUGUUUUAUUUGAGUCAAAAUCAGUGAGUCCAGUAGAGAUGAGGAAGAAUUUCAGCCAGCAGCUUUUGAAAAGAACUAUCUGGUCUUGUGCUAUGUGUAAACUGUGGAUCUUAUCAUCACCUGGCUAAGGCUGUUGUUCUUACUUAUUUCCUGUAAAUGUGUCUUUGUUUCAUCUUCUGUGUAUAGAAAUGCCGUAUAAAAUAUCAUCUUUAUUUUAGGUACUGUGUUAGGUACUGGUAGUAGGAAAAAAACAAACCAAACGCCUUUGUGGGAAUGGAAUUGAGUCUAAGAUGGUAAAAUAAUUCAUUGACAUUUUUCAGGCAGUCUGUAAUGUACUUCUCCAUUAAGUUUGCUUCUCAGUUUAUUUUGUGCUGGGCAAAAUAAAGCAGCAGUGGUUUUCACAGACAGAAAAGCAUCCUUGUAGUUCUAAACAUAAUGGUUACUUGAACUCAUGCGACUACUUGCACUUCUUUGUGAGUUCUGGGCAGUUGAGACUUGUUUAGUUGAUGUAUGGAAAACACUAUCCAUGCUAAAGUAGGCAUGUAACACACUUUGGAAUUAAGCUUCAGCAAAUAAUCGCACAAAAUCAGCUUCCCUUAAUGACUAAAAGUUAUUUAACCUCUACUUGCUUGAAAUGCAUAUUAAGAUUUCCCACUCCAUGUUCUCAGUGGCUUACCAUUGGUGGUGAUCUGCUUUCAAUCUCCAUCAGUGUUUGCUCUUAUGGACUAAUAUAGAGCUUUUCAAAUAUAUCCAAGUACUCCAUUGAAACCCUGGUACACAUGAAGGAGCUGUGAAAACAAUGCAAAUACUGAUUUCAAAAACACACUCGUGGCUUUCAAUUGACUUGUGUAAAACAGUGGGUAAAGAAAAGCUGGAUAUAGUUUUCCUCAUCUAGUCCUGCUAAUAAUGAUGAUUGUAAGAGAGAAAUGAAAUGUAGUGCAAUAUUUUUAAACAUACCGAAUGGGGAAAGGGCAAAAAAUAGUAGUAUUUUAGAGACAAGAGGGAAAAACCUAAAUUCCUAUCUGGCAUUACUUUCAAAAGGCAGUGAAUUUUGAGAGGAAAAUUGUAAUACUACAUUCCUGAUGUAAUCUUUGCUUCAUGCUUGACUGUAAAUAGCUGAAAAUAAAGAAUACCACAGAAAACAAGAAUAUCUUGACUUAAUGAUAUCUGAACUGGUGGCAGCUACACACAUUUGCAGAUCUGCCUAAUCUGAUUUUGUUGGCUAUUAUUUUAUCAUGAGAAUAAGCUUUAAUAAAAUAGUUUUGCUAAAUUA